CAGCAACAAUAACAAGAUGUUUUUACAUAUCUUUCUUGUUUUGAUUAGUUUUUAUACUUUUUUUGGUACAUCCCAAAGUAAUGUUUUUGGCAAUGGUUCAGUUGUGUUUCAAGUGGGUGUGGUUCUUGAUUUGGAUUCAAAAGUAGGGAGAAUGGGACUGAGCCACUUAAAUAUGGCUCUUAAGGAUUUUUAUUCGGUUCAUGAAAAUCACAAAACCAAGCUGGUCCUCCAUGUUAGAGACUCCAAGGAACAGGUUAUCGACGCUGCAGCUGCCGCUAUUGAUUUGUUGAAAGAUGUGGAGGUGGAUGCAAUAGUUGGUCCACAAAAAUCAGCACAAGCCAAUUUUGUGAUGGAUCUAGGAGAUAGAGCUCAUGUGCCUGUCAUUUCUUUCUCUGCAACAAGUCCUUCUGUGCUUUCCCGAACUCAAUACUUUGUCCAAACAGCUCUUAGCGAUGACACUCAAGUUGGAGCCAUUGCUGCCAUCGUUGAGGCCUUCCUGUGGAGGGAAGUUGUCAUUAUAAACGAGGACACUGAUUAUGGGAACGGUGUAAUUCCAUAUCUGUCGAACGCAUUAAAAGAAACCGCGCGAAUUUCCUAUAGAAGCAUCAUUCCUCUUUCAGCGAGCGAUGAUUUUAUUGAGAAAGAAUUGUACAAGAUGAUGACAAUACAAACGAGGGUAUUUGUGGUGCACAUGUCGCAUUUUCUUGGCACUCGCCUAUUCCUAAAAGCCAAGGAAAUAGGAAUGUUGAGCGAGGGCUAUGUGUGGAUCAUCACCAAUGGGUUGAUGGACCUACUCUCUAUGGAUUCCAAUGUCAUAGAAGCAAUGCAAGGUGUCUUGGGGGUCAAGCCUCGUGUUCCCCAAUCCAGACGACUCGAUUUCUUUCAAAAUAAUCCUAAUUCUAUGAUCAAACGAGACGAGUCAAGCAUUUUUGGGCUAUGGGCAUAUGACACUAUGUGGGCACUAGCUAUGGCAGCAGAGAAAGUUGGAUUGGAGACACCAAUCAACAACAUAGAGAACAUUAGCACAAAGAAUUCGAUAAAUCUAUUUAAUUUUAGAAUCUCUCAAACAGGUCCUAAACUUCUUGAGGCAAUGUUGGGGACAACAUUUGAAGGACUAAGUGGUAAAUUCUCUCUUCUUAAUGGUCGCCUAAACCCAUCACCAUUCCAAAUACUAAAUGUAGUUGGAAACCAGGGUAGAGAGGUCGCGAUAUGGACACAAUCCUCUGGUAUUUCAAAGGAACUUAAUGAAAACGAGACAAAAAAUUGUUUCUCACAACCGAAGCAAAACUUUCACACAAUUAUAUGGCCAGGAGGAUCAACAAAUGUACCAAAAGGCUGGGAAUUUCCGGUGAGUGGUAAGAAGCUAAGAAUUGCAGUGCCGGUGAGAGGAUUUAAUCAAUUUGUGAAGAUGGAAAUAGAUCCUCAUACAAAUACGACCAUAUUUGGUGGAUUUUGUAUAGAAAUAUUCAGGUCGGUAAUUUCAGCAUUGCCUUAUGCUGUGCGAUAUGAGUUCGUUCCAUUUGAGAUAGCUGAUGGUUCGACCUCUUUGAGUUACAAUGAUAUGGUGUGUCAAGUUUCUCUCAAGGAGAAAUAUGAUGGUGCAGUAGGAGACAUUACAAUCACAGCGAACAGAUCAUUCUAUGUGGAUUUUACAUUGCCAUUUACAGAAGGAGGGGUAACAAUGGUAGUACCAAUUACAUAUGAGGACACAAACAGUAAAUGGACAUUCUUGAAGCCUCUCAGUUGUGACUUGUGGCUAACCAGUAUAGCUUUCUUCCUCUUCACUGGAUUUGUUGUUUGGGUUCUGGAACACCGAGUCAACACUGAUUUUCGAGGUCCACCUUCCCAUCAUGUUGGCUUGAUCCUUUGGUUCCCCUUUUCAACUCUAGUUUUUGCUCACAGUUGAGUAUUUUGUUUUACUUGCACAACGCAAUUCAAUAUUUAUAGUUUCUUAAUUUUACCUUUAAAUUUUUUAAAUUGUGCCAAUUUUAGUCUAGUGGAUAUUAUCUGUUUAAAAAUUGGACUGAAAUUAGAAGACAAAACAAUUUAUUUGCUCUCCUCAA
Camellia sinensis is the source of this 2063-nucleotide messenger RNA. The record is from RefSeq and is a predicted model, not a curated record. Lineage: Eukaryota; Viridiplantae; Streptophyta; Magnoliopsida; Ericales; Theaceae.